GAUGGGCCGCUAUUCAGGAAAGACAUGUCGUCUGUUGACAAUGCUAUCAAUGACGGCCUCCUUCUUUCUGGUGGAAAUCAUUGUCGGCUAUGUCACUAACUCCAUUGCUCUUGUCGCAGACUCGUUCCACAUGCUGUCAGACGUCGUCUCGCUUAUAGUAGGAUUCGCUGCAGUAAGGAUUUCCAAGUGGACGACUGAAAAGAACACGUAUGGUUGGGUGAGAGCCGAGGUGUUGGGUGCCCUGGUCAAUGCCGUGUUUCUAGUCGCUCUCUGCUUCUCCAUUCUUGUUGAGGCUCUCAAGCGUCUGGUCGAGGUAGAAGAGAUAGAUGACCCGAAAUUGAUGCUCAUCGUUGGUGGCUUGGGACUUCUUAUAAAUCUAAUUGGAUUAGCCCUCUUUCAUGAUCAUGGUACAGAAUUAAUUUCUCUUUCUUACAUAAUUUUUUCCUCAAUGCUACCUGGUAUUUAUUCUCUGAUAAUCUGUAUUGAUCACAACUUUUGUAUCCAUAUAGACGGUCCAUCGAGUGCACAGCUGAACAUGAGGGGGGUGUUUCUACAUGUGUUGGGAGACGCCCUGGGGUCGGUGGUUGUUGUCGUGUCUGGACUGGUCAUCUGGUUUGUAGAAGACGACUGGAAGUAUUAUGUGGAUCCUGCUAUGAGUGUUGUCAUGGUUAUUAUCAUCCUCUGCACAACUGUACCAUUAUUGAAAGAGUCCGGGUAUAUACUUUUACAAGCAGUGCCUGAUCAUAUACAACUGGAGGAAAUUGAGAACAAAUUAAAAAAGAUUGAAGGAGUAACAGAAAUACACGAGUUCCAUGUAUGGCAGCUAAGCGGCAACAAACUGAUUGCAUCUGUACACAUCCCAAUGCAAACUGUUAAUGUAGAGGAGUUUGAUGUCAUUGCUGUGAAAGUCAAAAAAGUGUUCCACACAGUUGGGAUUCAUUCCUGUACCAUACAGCCUGAAUUUGGGGAG
This is a messenger RNA of Mizuhopecten yessoensis (Yesso scallop), 970 nucleotides long. RefSeq names its product zinc transporter 1-like. Gene Ontology annotation, biological process: zinc ion transmembrane transport; detoxification of zinc ion; intracellular zinc ion homeostasis. The annotation marks the transcript as partial. The record is from RefSeq and is a predicted model, not a curated record. Gene Ontology annotation, molecular function: zinc ion transmembrane transporter activity. Lineage: Eukaryota; Metazoa; Mollusca; Bivalvia; Pectinida; Pectinidae. Gene Ontology annotation, cellular component: membrane. The transcript is spliced from 6 exons.